AUGUCCCAGAACAAGGCUCUCGUCUUCAAGAAGGUCCCUCAGGGAUAUCCUGUCCCUGGACAGGACAUUGUUGUCGAGUCCGUGUCGGUCGACGCCAACUCUCCCGCUCCUGCCAAUGGUGUUGUCCUGCAGUCUCUCUACACUAGCCUUGACCCCUACAUGCGUGGCCGUAUGCGCCCCGCUGAGGUAAAGUCCUACUCUCCUGCCUUCGCCAUGGACAAGCCCAUCGACAGCAGCUCCAUCGCUAAGGUCCUCCGCUCCAACAACUCCAAGUACAAGGAAGGCGAUUUGGUCAUUGGAUUCGUCCCCAUCCAGGAGUACAUUGUCCUGGACGAACAGUCCAUCGUCCGCAUUCGCCCUCUCGAGAACCCCUUGGGCAUUGAGGAUAUCCGUGUCUUCCUGGGUGCCCUUGGUAUGCCCGGUCUGACCGCUUAUUCGUCCCUGUACGAAAUCGGCAAGCCCAAGAAGGGCGAGACCAUCUUCGUUUCUGCUGCCAGCGGUGCUGUCGGUCAGCUGGUCGGUCAGCUCGCUAAGCAUGAGGGCCUCAAGGUCAUCGGCAGUGUCGGAUCGGACGACAAGCUGGAAUAUAUCACCAAGGAGCUGAACUUCGACGGUGGUUUCAACUACAAGAAUGAGAAGCCCGGCGAUGCGCUGGCCCGCCUGGCCCCCGAGGGUAUCGAUAUCUAUUAUGAGAACGUUGGAGGUGAGCACCUGGAGGCUGCUUUAAAUGCCAUCAACGACUUUGGCCGUAUCGUCGUUUGCGGCCUGAUCUCGCAGUACAACUCGGCCCCCUACCCCAUCAAGAACAUCCAAUACGUCUUGACUAAGCGCCUUACUAUGCGUGGCUUCAUUGUUGGUGAUGCCGGCAUGGGUGACAAGUACACCAAGGAGCACCAGGAGAACGUUCAGAAGUGGAUCAAGGAGGGUUCGUUCAAAGCUCUGACCCACGAGACUGCUGGCAUCGAAAAUUCGGCCGACGCUCUACUUGGCAUCUUCCACGGAAAGAACAAGGGCAAAGCUGUCCUGAAGUUCUAA
This is a messenger RNA of Aspergillus bombycis, 1035 nucleotides long. RefSeq names its product MDR family NADP-dependent oxidoreductase. Bases 1 to 1035 code for a protein of 344 amino acids. Gene Ontology annotation, molecular function: oxidoreductase activity, acting on the CH-CH group of donors, NAD or NADP as acceptor. The transcript has a single exon. NCBI's taxonomy places the organism in Eukaryota, Fungi, Ascomycota, Eurotiomycetes, Eurotiales, Aspergillaceae. The record is from RefSeq and is a predicted model, not a curated record.